CGCGAAAUAACAACAUCCGCAACAAACAGAUUCGGGAGGUUGGCAGCUGGGCCAUCACUCUAUCAAUUUUAAGACGAAGUGAAAUUCAUUUCCAAAUUGUUCACAGAAACUUUAUUAUAUAAGAGACCUAUAUAUAUGUAUCACACAUACAGUUAAAAAAGUGGCGCCUGUUAUCGGCUGACUUUGGAAAUGGACUGCCAUACAGGGUCAGUCAUGGAUUCUGUGACCGAACAACUGCUGAAAGAAGUUGAACAUUCAUACAAGUCCACAGGCCGAUUAACAGACGAAAUUCUGUCUGCUUUACAGUUUGUGUUCCAAACCACUCUCCUUCCUGCCCUGGACUUGGUGGAUCAGCGGAAUGUAACGCGGAUCUCAUCUCCAAGUGGACGUAUCGUCUAUCAGGUGGUAGGGAGCUCAGGGACACCUUACACAUGUCUAGCAACCAGUAUCUACUGUUCCUGUCCCGCUUACAAAUUCUCAGUACUUCUGAAACAGGACCACAUAAUGUGUAAACAUAAUCUAGCAAUCCGAUUGGCUGUUGCUAUGGGUCUGUGUAAGGAGUUGCAAGUUUCCAACCAGGAAUUGGUUAAGGUCAUUACCAACAUAGAGUGACCAGUCACAACAGGAAAUGGUCAGGGCCGCAACCAACAUAGAUUGACCACGGUCACAACAGGAACUGGUCAGGGCCGCAUCCAACAUAGAUUGACCACGAUCACAACA
Pecten maximus is the source of this 720-nucleotide messenger RNA. Its product is annotated as zinc finger SWIM domain-containing protein 7-like. Gene Ontology annotation, biological process: double-strand break repair via homologous recombination. The record is from RefSeq and is a predicted model, not a curated record. Gene Ontology annotation, molecular function: zinc ion binding. The transcript is spliced from 7 exons. Gene Ontology annotation, cellular component: Shu complex. Lineage: Eukaryota; Metazoa; Mollusca; Bivalvia; Pectinida; Pectinidae. Bases 190 to 612 code for a protein of 140 amino acids.